AUGACAUUUCAAAAGCUUUCCUCACAAAAGGAAGUUGACGACUUCACAGCGUCGGGGAACGCCAUAGUGUAUUACUUCCGCCGCUCGUCACAGGUACCAAUAACCCAGUUUAUUGUUCCGUUUAAGGAAGAACUCCCCCCAGAGUUCCCAUCAAUCAAGUUUGCAUCUUUUGACCAGGUGUUUGACAGCGAGUUUUGUGCUAGCAAAACAGGACCAAACAUUGGUGCGGCGUAUUUUUUCAAAGAUGGAACGCAAAUUGCACGGCAGAACGGUGUGAUUUCUAAAGACAGUUUUCAUGAGUUAAUUCAAAAGUAUUUUUAA
Molecule: messenger RNA, 321 nt
Organism: Magnusiomyces paraingens
Lineage: Eukaryota; Fungi; Ascomycota; Dipodascomycetes; Dipodascales; Dipodascaceae
Exons: 1
Coding region: 1-321 (106 amino acids)
Source: RefSeq, a predicted model, not a curated record